Pelobates cultripes (western spadefoot toad) is the source of this 495-nucleotide messenger RNA. The record is from the annotation of a GenBank genome assembly. NCBI's taxonomy places the organism in Eukaryota, Metazoa, Chordata, Amphibia, Anura, Pelobatidae.
AUGCCGAUGACUAGGGAAAGCUCGAAAUAUUCAAAUGGAAAGAAUCAUUUUGAUUAUGACAAUAUUGCAAUUUACUUCACCAAAGAAGAAUGGGAUUGUUUAAAAGAAGGAGACAAAAGAUUAUACAAAAAUGUGAUGAUGGAGAAUUACCAGAUGCUCCAAAUCCUUGGUUAUGCCGAUAUGAAGCUGGCGGUUAUAUCUCACAUUGAGCAAGGAAAAGAAUCGUGCAUUAAAGACUACCCUGACCCUCAGGAAAAUAUGUUUGGGUUGAACUCCAGAAUAGCACUGAAACAACGAAGAAGAUAUGCCUACCAGAGAGCGCUGGCUUCUUGGCCCACGGAAACAUCGGAAGACUCUUCCGAUUCACCCUCACUACACAGGUCAAAUUCUUUACGACAACUGGACAUGUCGUUAUCUUCUGAUGAAUCUGAUUUAUCACAGGACCUCUUAGCAGAAUUUGAGUACAACAACUUGCAUGUUGCUGAAUUUACAUAA